AUGCAUGAAUUAGAAUGGAGUCGAGAUCUGCAAGAUAUUCUGACGACUCUGGACUUCAGGAAAAUAGGAGGAGCAUCAUAUAGACCAUGGAGGUUCACAAUGAUUUCGAGAUAUGAGAAUGGUAUUGACGAGUUGGAAAAAUCUACAAAUUCAAAUGUAGGAACGGGCCAGUCUGAUCUUGUCUGGUAUAAUCCACGCCUGGAGCAUAUCGUACCACAUCAGACAAAUGUGGCUUGUGCGAAAAAAGAAAAGCUUUUCGAAAAUUUCAAAAUCCUAUGCUUGUUUGGUCCGUCAAAGUGGCUUCGGAAAAUAUUUAAAGAAGGAGAUCCGCGUGCAUCCAAGUGCUUAGAUGGAUAUGAGGAAGAUAACGGAUUGUGUGUAAGAGCUGGAAAAAAAACACAAACUGGAACGGAUUUUACUACAAAUAAUCCAACAAUCCAAAAGCAAGAAAAUGAUCAACCAGGUCCAGAACAACUCCAAUUUAUACAGAAAUUGAAUGAAAAACGGCGAGAAUAUGCUGUAAAGUGGAAUAUUUCAAAUAUGCAUGAAUUGAGUUGGAAUGUCAAACCGAAUGAAACCUGGACCGAAUUCACAAUGGAGACUGGUGGCUUUGACGGAGAAUUGGUAGAGUUAAAACAAAUAAUUCAAGGAAACAAAAGUGUUGAACAUGGACUUUUGGAUCCUAUGAAAAUUAGAAUAAAAUGUGGUUAUGACGAUGAUAAUAACACCCGACUGUAUUGCAUUUUUGCACCAGGAAAUGCCACUACAAAAUACGAAGAUGGUACUCCUGGAUCAAAUUGUCUUGCUGGAUUCGAAAAUAAUCAUGGUUUAUGCUCUCGGGCCACAACGAAAGCCACCACAAGAACCACAUCUCCAGGCCGGAAUCCAGGAAAUUCUAUAGAAACGAGAACUCUACCGAAAGAAUUGGAGGAUUACGUGGAAGUGGAUGGAGAUGACUAUGAUGAGGAUUUUCCAACUGGAGAACCUCUCCUCGAUUCCGGAUCUUCGAAUUUUUUGCAGUUUUGGAUUACUGUACUUGUUGUUUUUGGUUCUUGUUUAUUGAUUUGA
Caenorhabditis briggsae is the source of this 1068-nucleotide messenger RNA. The transcript is spliced from 5 exons. Lineage: Eukaryota; Metazoa; Nematoda; Chromadorea; Rhabditida; Rhabditidae. Bases 1 to 1068 code for a protein of 355 amino acids. The record is from RefSeq and is a predicted model, not a curated record.